Molecule: messenger RNA, 1086 nt
Organism: Lotus japonicus
Lineage: Eukaryota; Viridiplantae; Streptophyta; Magnoliopsida; Fabales; Fabaceae
Product: ethylene-responsive transcription factor CRF1-like
Exons: 1
Coding region: 51-1040 (329 amino acids)
Biological process (GO): regulation of DNA-templated transcription
Molecular function (GO): DNA binding; DNA-binding transcription factor activity
Source: RefSeq, a predicted model, not a curated record
UUCUCUCCGUCUCCAUUUCUCUCUAAACUUCAACCUUGAGUUGAUUUGACAUGCCUGAACCUUCCCCCAAGUACAUUCAACACCUCAACCGCACCAAACUCCUCAUGAAACCAGCACAAUUAGAAGAACACACCAUUAACAAGAAGCACCCCUGUCCCAGGCUCAUUCGAAUCCAUGUCACCGACGGCGACGCCACCGACUCCGACUCUGACUCCGACACACCCUCCUCCCAGAAGCGCCGCCGGGUGAAAACCUUCGUUCAUGAGGUCACCAUUGAAUAUCAAAACGCUGCUUCCAAGAAGAGAAGCAAGGCCAAACCCAGCACCGCCGGCGGUCAAGUCCGGCCAGCUCCGGUGGGAGUGUCCCCCGGCAAGAAAUUCAGGGGAGUGAGGCAGCGGCCGUGGGGGAAGUGGGCGGCGGAGAUAAGAGACCCCUGGCGGCGUGUGCGGCGGUGGCUGGGCACCUACAACACAGCUGAAGAAGCCGCCAUUGUGUACGAUAAAGCCGCCAUUGAGCUUCGCGGCUUUAACGCGCUUACCAAUUUCAUUCAGCUGCCGGUGGAAAAUAAAAACUCCGGCGAAGAAUGUGAAAACGUCAACCUGCUUUCUCCGACCUCUGUUCUUCAGUAUUCUGAGGAAACAACAGAGUCUGACAAUGGUGUUUUCGCUCAUCCCAUGAGAGAAUUAAACCAUGAAUAUGAAAACGAAGAAUCUGGGAAUUCAUGUGAUCAAGUUUCAGAAGAUAAGUUCGAAACAGAGUCAAUCUUUCCCGUUUCAAGUGAUGUGGAAUUUGACUUUGAGAUUCAGAGUGCAAUGGAUAUAUUUGACAAUGCCCAUAAAACCAUAUGGGAAUGCAUGUUCUUCCCUGAUGACAAUUUCUCUGAUCAAAGCUUUGUCUUUUGCAGUGAAAGUUGUGAUUUCAGUUUCCCAAGUUGGCAUAGAGAUUAUGAUCAUUUUCAAGAUAUUGGGGAUUUUCUUGUUUCGGAUAACAGUUUUGAUUCCUUCAUUAAACAUGAUUCUCGUACUUGUAUUUCCAAUUAAAAUGAAACAAGUUUUGUAUUAGGAGGGUUGAAUUAUUUAGUUUUCA